This is a messenger RNA of Magnusiomyces paraingens, 291 nucleotides long. RefSeq lists its product as uncharacterized. NCBI's taxonomy places the organism in Eukaryota, Fungi, Ascomycota, Dipodascomycetes, Dipodascales, Dipodascaceae. The transcript has a single exon. The coding region runs from base 1 to 291 and encodes 96 amino acids. The record is from RefSeq and is a predicted model, not a curated record.
AUGAGUCAACCCAUAGCAAUCUAUUCAGCCCCUGAGGUGAUGUCGGUGACUCUCACACCGGAACCCAUUGAGCAGCUGAGGAAGAUGAACCAGUUGACGGAGGGCGAGGAGGACCGGGAUGCGGCCAGCGUACCUGAAGCCGGGACCAGACUGGGAGAUUUACGGCGGCAGAUUGUAUCACUACAGCGGGCGACCAAUGCAUUUUUGACAGAUCGGAUGCGAGAGCACCAAGAAGAGGAGAGAGGAGAAGAGGGAAAGGAAGAAGAUGAAGAAGAUGAUAAUGAUGAAUAG